Molecule: messenger RNA, 6415 nt
Organism: Coturnix japonica (Japanese quail)
Lineage: Eukaryota; Metazoa; Chordata; Aves; Galliformes; Phasianidae
Source: RefSeq, a predicted model, not a curated record
GAGGAGGAGGAGACGGCGACGGGAGCGUUAAAAGGCGGCGGCUGAAUGACAGCGGCUGUUCCCCGCGCCUGUCCCGGCGGAGAGCCAAGCGCCCUCCACCCGCUCUUUCUCCCGGCCAUGGACGGCAGAGAGGAUGCCGAGUGCGGCUGCGAGGCGGCGUUCGCAGAGGCGCGGAGAUGGGUGGAGACAGUUACUGGGAAAAGCUUUGGAACCAAAGAUUUUCGAGCAGCUCUAGAAAAUGGAGUCCUGUUGUGCGACUUGAUUAACAAGAUCAAACCUGGCAUUGUUAGGAAGAUCAAUCGUCUGUCAACUCCAAUAGCUGGCUUGGAUAAUAUAAACGUUUUUCUGAAAGCUUGUGAAAAUAUUGGAUUGAAAGAAGCUCAACUUUUUCAUCCAGGAGACCUUCAGGAUUUGUCCAAUCGAGUUACAGUCAAACCAGAGGAGACCAACAGAAGAGUGAAAAACGUUUUGAUUACAUUAUAUUGGCUGGGGAGAAAAGCACAAAGUAACCCUCACUAUAAUGGUCCAUAUCUCAAUCUUAAAGCAUUUGAGAAAUUAUUAGGGCAAGCACUGACCAAGGCACUUGAAGAGUCCAGCCAGCUAAACAGAAGUGGUAGGGAUAGUGGAUACGGUGAUAUUUGGUACGUGGACCGAGGAGAACCCUUUCCAUCUUCAGCAAGCCAUAAAAGAGACGAUUCUUUUGAUAGCUUGGACUCUCUUGGCUCAAGAUCCUCUACAAGCUUUUCAUCAGACAUAACCUUGAAAGGUGGCAGUGAAGGCUGUGAUAGUGACACAGACUCAGAACUGCCUUUCAAGAUGCGUGACUCCCAUAAAGAUGACAGGUCCUAUAGGAGGAUUUCUGUCAUUGAACCAAAACCUGCUACUGACUUCAAUCGCUUCUUACCUACCAAAAACAAGCAGCCAACAUAUAUGCCAGCACCACUAAGAAAGAAAAGAACAGAGAAGAAUGAGGACAACAGGAGGAGUUGGGCAAGCCCUGUCUACACCGAGUCAGAUGGAACAUUUUCAAGUGGACGUGAAAGGAAUCCCAUAGCUUCCUGCCAAAAUAGCAGAGCAGAAUGUGGGCUUACAAAUCCAGCUUCCCUGCAGAUGAUCUAUGAGUAUGACAGUGGCUCUGAUUCAGAAGAUGAAAGAAGGAUGCCCGACGUGGUUAUGGAUGACUUAGCAAAACGUAGAUUUCUAGUCCAAAAGAGCCCUGUAAGCUCUGCUGCAACUGGACAUCAUUUCGUGUUGCGCAAUGACUCUCCUAAAUCUUGCUCACAAGAAAAUUAUUCGGCUGGUCCGCUAGCUGCAAUGCUUGAACCACUGAGUAACCAGAAGAGACAGAGGCAGUUGGAUACUAAAGUGGAAAACAAACCAGGAGUUAACAUUUCUCCAGAAUUAUCUGGGUAUUUUGAUGAGGAUGAGGAAGAAGAAAUAGUCAUCCCAAACAUUGAAAAAGAUGAUCUCUAUUUUCGCAAGCUAAGUUCUUCAGCAUCAAAUACAGUGGUUCCUUUUGACAAAUUUCUUCCUAAGCUUUGGACUCCACAAGAAGAAUUGCUAUGGAAAAAAAUCAGGAAAUCCUCUUUCAAACCCUGGUAUAAAGAGAUUCAAGGGUUCAGUAUAAAGAAAUCAGAUUCUGAGGAUAUGGAUUUUGCUUACAAACAAAGCUCUGCCAUUGUUGCUAACCAGCCGAGACCAAGUUUUGAGUGGAGUGGCAGUAGCAGAAGGGAUCAAAACUACAAGCCAACUGCUGAAUAUAUGGGAAGCUCACUGUCACAGAUUACAGAAGGAAAAAUCUUGGAGGCUUCUGACCAGCCCAGCCAGUUUUUGUUACUUCAGGCCCUGCAAAAAUACUCUGACUACUUGUCUUCUGAAACGAAGACCAAAAUUGAUCCUACUUCUGGCCCUAGGCUCAUAAAAUGUAGAAAAAAUAUUUCAUUUAUACCAGGAUGUGAUGAUGAAGGAGAGACUGAAAAUGGAUAUCCAUACCCAGAUCUAGAAAACGAUGACUUGUUUGUUCGCAAAACUGGGGCUUCCCAUAUGAAUCAUGUUGUUCUCCAGGACCCCAAGUAUUUCAAAAAAUUCUCUGAGCAGGAGCCUCCUCUAGAGGGUGAAAUAAUUCUGCAACCUCGGGAAGGCCAACCUGUGAUACCAGAUUUGGAAAAAGAUGACAUGAUAUUUCGUAAGAUUCUUUCUCAGAAAAAAGAGGUGCCUUUAUCAGGUGCUCCAGACAAAUACCACCCUGCGCUCUUUCCUGACCCUUGGAGUCUUCCAGAAGAAAUCCGGUCCAAAUUUCUGUGUUUACUUGAAAAAAAUGCAACACCUGAGGAAAGAAAAAGCAGCGGUAGAGUGUUGUCGCCGUCUUCCCACCACAAGAGGGACGAUAUGCUGACACGCAAGAUUGAGUCUUGGAAAGUGGGAAGCAACAUGCAGCCAGUAAACUUUAUCCCAGGUCCAUGCAGUGAAGAAGACUGGAAGAAGUGGGAAGCAAUCAGGGAGGCCAGCAAAGUUAGACACAAGAAACGUCAGAUGGUGGAGAGACUGUUUCAAAAGCUUUCUGAUGAGCAAGGGAGUAAAUCUUUGAAUGAUGUCAGUGCAGAGGAGCAGCAGUCAUUGCGCAAAAUUCGUUAUGAAGAGCUACAAAAGAUAAAAGAACAGCUGCAAGAACAAGAUCUAAAGUGGCAAGAAGAUUUAGCAAAAUGGAAGAAUCGUAGAAAGAGCUUCACUUCAGAAUUGCAAAAGAAAAAGGAAGAAAGAGAAGAAAUAGAAAGGAGAGCCUCUGAAGUUUCUGAUAGGAGUAGCAAGCCACUGAAAGAAAUGCAGCAGGAAAGGGAACAAAAAUAUGAUGGCAGAUGGGCAUAUUCUCUGACUGAUGAUGUGUUUACUGAAGAAAAAGCACCUACCACACGAUCAACAGUGAAAGAUUACUCGUUUGAGGAAGAAACCUCCUACAGCACUAAGGAUAGCAAAAGCCAGUAUGCUGCUCAGAGGAGCAAGGAGAAUCUACCCAAGCCAGAGAUCUCUGCCACACGUGAAGCUCCUGCUGUCUCAAAGAGCCUGGCAGAAGAGCAGACCUUGCCUCUUUUGUCUACACGCUACUCAGUGAAUGCUCAAACUGGGUCAGCUCAGGUUUCAGCUUCUCUCCCUAGAAGUUACCAGAAAACUGACACCUCCAGAUUAACAUCUGUGGUUACACCAAGACCUUUUGGUGUCCACUCCAGAGGAAUCUCCUCACUUCCACGGUCGCUCACGAUGGAUGAUGCUCAGAAAUACAAUGGAGAAGUGGAUAAAGCUAAAGGAACUCAAAAUUUAAGCAGCAGCAUGUUUUCACUACCAGACUCUACAUACUCUCUCUCCACCAGUGUACUCAGAAGGAGAGGUGAGGAGGAAGAAGAGGAAAAAGAAAGUGUUAAGUCAGCACCUACUCCUAGUUUGUCAUUACCUGUAAAAUCACAAGACCAAGAUGCUGGAGAUAGUAUUCUUAAACCAGAAUAUUGUUCUCCUCCUGAUUCUUUUUCACUUGCAUCUUCUGCAGAAAAUGCGAGUCUGUCAGAACACGACGAUUCAAAAUCCUUGGAACAGUACAGUGAAUUGAGAAUCAGUAUGAACCAGAGACCUGGCUACAGUCACAACUUUGGGUUCACAACAAAUUGGACUUCCUCAGGGGCCUUAGUACAGACAGUUGAAGAAGAUAGCCCUGCAGCACUUUGUCAGCUGCAGGUAGAUGAUGAGAUCAUUGCUAUCAACGGCACAAAGGUUUCACAAAUGGACAGUAGUCAGUGGGAAGAAGCCAUCACCAGAGCACUAGAAACUGGAAACCUGGUCAUGGAUGUUAGACGAUAUGGAAAGAAUGACUGGGGCAAAGACCAGCCUUCCCUGCCACAUGUAAGGCAUAAAAUCCUCAAUCUCACCAGUAUGGGUACCAACAUUAUAGGUACAUCCGAUAAUAAAUGGAUUGAUGCAACUUCUGGAGAACGCGUUUCAAGUGUCUCAUCCGUAUCAACAAAAAGAGAAUUCUCCAGCAGUCUCCAAAGUUCUAGUACAGAAACAAAAUUGAUAAACGGCAUGCAAGGAGAUCUUGGAUCUAAUGAACAAAGAGCAUCUGAACCUAUUUCUUUGAAAAACUUAAAAAGGCGGUCACAAUUUUUUGAACAAGGAGGCCCAGAGCCUGCAAUGCCUGAUCUCCCAGUACCAUCCAUUAGUGCUCCAAGUCGUCGGACCGGGGUUUGGGCAUCAAGAAGAAGAACCGAAAACGACAGGACGAAAUGGCAAAAGGAGCAGGAUCGUUUACUGCAGGAGAAGUAUAAACGGGAACAAGAAAAACUGAGGGAAGAAUGGCUACGAGCUAAGCAAGAAGCAGAAAAAGAAAACUCCAAAUAUUUAGAUAGGUAAGAUGGUUGAGAACAAACUGUUAUAACCUCAAACACAAUCUCAGUCUCUACACGAGCUCCAUCUGCCUCCAGCGUUCUGGAGUGCGGCAAGACCUGAAGUACCAGUACUCCUGAGGAGCCAGAAGGAGAUGGAGGAAGUGAGCUGGCAGCACACUUGCUGGCCAAGGAAGAAGAAAGGAGGCUUCAGGAGGAAGAAGCAGCCCUGCGUUUUGAGCGAGAAAGGGAACUCCAAGAACUAGAGCUUGAGAGACCAACGUGUUCAUAUUGUAGGUUUAUCAGUGCAAGAUACUACACAAUACCGAAAACCAGUCUUGGUUACACCGACCAGUGCAAUAUAAGUAAAAGCCCUAUCCAGUCACUUUUCAUCUCGCUAACUUCUGUAGAACACGAACGUUACGAACGCUAUGAAGUAUCUAAAACAACAGAGAAACCGAACCUGGCCAACCUCUUCAUUGACAGGCAUUAUGAACGCUAUGAAUCUUCCAAAACCAUUGAGGAGCGACCUGGUCAGUCAUUUUCUGACAGGAAUAAAUCCAAGUCAACUUCAGAGCUGAAUGAAUUCAAUGCAAACAGAAAUAGUACUCAGAGCAAGCAGUCAGAGAGGUCUUGGAACACAAGUGAGUCACAGAAGGGGACUCAGAAGGAGCACAACCUGUCUGCAGCAGAGUUAGAAAGACAACAAAUUCUUCAGGAAAUGAGGAAGAAAACAUCUCUACACACGGACAGCAGCUGGAUUAGGCAACGCAGUUCCAGUGUGCAUAAGGAGCCAAUCAGUCUGUACAGCAGUAGUAUGAGGAGAGGGGAGUCUUUGGACAAUCUUGAUUCUUCAAGAACAAGCUCAUGGAGGCACCACUCAAGGUUGAACCAGUUUUCCUCCACUUCAUCUCUGUCCUCUAAUCAGGAUCACAGUCGCCCAGUGUCCACUUCAAACCGGGCCUACAUGUGCACUCCUUCUUCUGCCAAAGCACCUCCUGUGACCACCUCUGUGAGAGCCCCACCUGCGUCCCAGGCAGCCCCCCGGGUGCAGUCUCCUGUCUCUGCUUCCCAGCCAGGGUCGCAGAUGCGCAGCAGGUCAGUCAGUGGGAAGAAAAUCUGUUCAUACUGUAAUAACAUUCUGGGCAAAGGAGCAGCCAUGAUCAUUGAGUCUCUUGGUCUUUGUUAUCAUUUACAUUGUUUUAAGUGCGUCGCCUGUGAAUGCGACCUUGGGGGAUCCCGCUCUGGAGCUGAAGUUAGGAUCCGAAACAACAAACUCUUCUGCAACGACUGCUAUCUCAGAUUUAAAACUGGACAACCAACCUCCAUGUGAAGUAAACGUAGAUAUGAAACCACUGUUGCAGAUAGAAGAAGAGGUGAUUGCUGCUGAUGUAGAUCUAUAAAUAUAUAUAUUGUGUGUGUGUGUUUUCCAAAAGUAAGUCUUUUGCUUGUCUAGUCUUCAUAGCAAUGCAUUAUAUUCUUCAUAUAACUGUAUUUUUAUUUAUGAUAAAGUAAUUGCAGUAAGGAAGUAUCUGGGGAAAAUGCUUUCAGUUUUUCAGCUUCAAGUACUGAAAGCACAAGGGAGAAUAAGUAUAUUUUCGGUAAUAACUUCAAAAUAUUUUUGAGGCUUAUAAUCAACUAGUAGACUUUCCAAUGGUAUAUGAAGAGGGUAUUUUGUUUCUAAGCUCUUGAAAUGAGCAUUAGAGAAUACUUAAUAUAAAUAUAUAUUUGCAAUUGCUGUCUUUAUUUUUGACAUAUACUGAAAGUGAAUUCUCUAGGUUAAUAUGAAGCUGCGUUUAAGUGCACACAAAUGUGUUUGCUUUCUGUACGCUGGUUUCUAAAAUUGUGCUUUUUUGAAACUUAAAUACAAAGAAUUACCUGUUUGCUCAGUGGUGAAGGCAUAAUAUUCCAUGGAAUCCAUUUAAGGGGAAAGAAUUCUCUUUUCCAUUUUGAAAAUGUAACUAUCACUUUUUCCCUCCACAAACUAAGUGGAGAAUGGUUGUUGAAUUACAGUAUAUUUGUAAAUAAAAUUUCUGAUAUUGCAUUUA